CAUGAACACACCCACUCAGCAGCAGCUGCAGCGCAAAGCCAUGUUGCCCGUGUGGAUUUACUAUCUCGCAUUGAAACUCGAGACAGAUGGGGAAACAGCGCGGCUGAACCGUUUUAUCGUGAACAACAUCAAUGAAUUACCGGCUGCUACUACUGAUCUUGCCCCUCUUGUUAAUGAGCGGGAGAGGAACAAAAUGCGGCAGGAGCUGCAACACAACCACACAGGCAAUGAAGUCGAUCUGGAGCACGUUCUCGCGGCCAUCACACGUGACCGGUUGACCGCCCCGCAUUACUACGAUAUCGUAGAAAAGUUACAGUUUCAGCUCAGCCAAGAGCGGACGUUCUUGCGACAAGCACAGGCAGGAUAUCAUGACCAUGACCAUGAUCCGUCUACUUCUGGGUCUUCCACUUUCUCCUCACUCCGCCGGCGGAAGAGGUACCAGGAAAAGCUGGAGUUAUUUCGGAGAUAUCUGGC
This is a messenger RNA of Amoebophrya sp. A120, 474 nucleotides long. Lineage: Eukaryota; Dinophyceae; Syndiniales; Amoebophryaceae. The record is from the annotation of a GenBank genome assembly.